AGGACUUCGAUUAUUGGAGGAAGCUCAUGGAGAUGUGGUUCCAAAUGAAUUGGAACCAAUGGAUUGCGUUGGAGGAACCAUUUAAAUCUCCAACGGAUAAAAAGGGAAAGUGUCAUUUCACUAGUCAGCAGCAUUGCAACCUGGCACUAGUCGCCGCAACGUCCCUUCUCCAAGCAGAUCGAUAUUCAACGAGGCAUAGAGAUGGAACAUAAACACCUAAGGAUCCGGAGAAACCUCCAUGGGAUAUGUUGUAAGCAGUGUUCUUAGAGGCGCGAGGCGCACCGAGGCGCAAAGGGGCUACUAGAGCCCGAGGCGCGCGCCUCUUGAACAUGAGGUUGAUAACUACUAAACUAUUAACACAUUCAUAUAAUAUGUCAAAUAUGAUAACUAUUAAUAUUCCACACAUAUCAAUAUUAAAUAUGAGAAGCAAAACAACACCAUAAUAAAAUUAAUAAAAGUUUCAAACUUUCAAGUUUCAACUUUCUAAUUUAAAUUAACAAAGUUCAUCAAAACAAGCGUAAUAAGCCAAAUUAAUCAUCAAGCUCAAGAUCAUCCUCAUUGUAUUCUUCUUCUUUAUCUUCAUCUUCUUCAAAUUCAAUUUCUUCUUCUUCUUCUUCAUCUCUAAGUCUUAGAGAUGAGUGUCUCAUAGAGGAAGAUAUAUUUCCCUUCUCAACUUGUUUAGGCCUAGCAUGUGAACUGGAGGUCAUGGAUGCAAUAUUUUUUCCUCUAGUACAAUAUUCAGGCUCUUCAACUCCACUAGCCCUAGCAACGACAUCCCAUGUUAAGUCAUCACCUUCAAAAACCAACUCAUCUUCUUCAUUAUCACUUUCUCCAUCCAUUCUAUCCCUCAACCAUUCAUUACUAUCAUCAAUAUCUAUCAGAGAGAUGGGGUUAAUUUUAUCACGUGCAUCAUACCGAAGUUUUAAGGCACGAUUAUAUUUCACAAAUACCAAAUCAUUUAAGCGCUGCUGAGCCAGCCUAUUCCUUUUUUUGCUGUGAAUCUAUAAAAUGUUAAAAAUCACAAUAAGUAUAAUAAAAUAGCAAAGAAUAUUUUCUACUUAUAAAAGUAACAUACUAAUAGUAUUAAACAUUUAUAUUUAUUAAAUACCUGCUCAAAUACACUCCAAUUGCGCUCACAACCAGAAGCACUACAGGUGAGGCUAAGCACUUUAAUAGCAAACUUUUGCAAUUCUGGGGUAUUUGCUCCAUAACAUUCCCACUAUUCUGCUGGAGAUAAUGCUCUUCUGUGUCUAAUUGCCACAUUCCUCCCAAAUAGCCCUUCUGCCUUUCGAUAUAUAGAGAGUUGAGUAGUGAUUUUAUCUUGCUCAGCAGCGCUUGGAACCAAUCUCUCCAUAGUUUCAAACAAACCAUUCACCACUUUUCCACAGAUAUUUGAAUCUGUGUAUGAAUAAAAAUAUUCUGGAUUCAAAUAAUGUCCUGCAGCAUGCAAAGGCCGAUGAAGUUGACAUUCCCAUCUCGUAUCAAUGAUCUCAAACACUUCUUUAUAUUUCUCUUCUUUCUCCUUAAAGGCCUUCAUAAUUGUUUCUUUUGCCCUAUCCAUAGCUUCAUAAAUAUAACCUAUUGCAGGUUUUCUUUCCCCAUCAACCAGUCUCAGAAAACGGACUAAAGGACCAUAUAUCUUUAAAAUAUGCACAACACUGCUCCAAAAUCUAAGUGUCAUGAUGAUUUUAGCUACCUUUUUCCCCGUCGUUUCUUUUGCCCAUUUACUCCAAUCCUUUGAAAUGAACAUUUUUUCUUAAAUUUUGCUUCUGUAGAUGCAUCCUUUCAAGAGUGAGAAAAGCAGUAGCAAAUCUUGUGACACCCGCCCGACAAAGCUCUUUUUGUCUUGUGAAUUGCCUUAACAUAUUUACCAUGCCUGGGCAAACAUAAAUGUAAGCAUUCACACUCAUUGCCUUAUUCAAUGUUGCUUUAAAAUCAGGCAAUUUCUCAAUAUCUUCUAAGAUCAAGUCGACGCAGUGAGCAGCACAAGGAGUCCAAUACAAGUGUAACCUUUUUGCUUCUAAUAAUUUUCCUAUAAAAGAAGUUAGAAAACUAGAUAAGCUUAACAUGUAUAAGAAAACACAUAUUGAUAAGAAAUAAUUAAAUAGAUUCUUACCAGCAAGCACAUUGUUACUUGCACUAUCCGUAACAACUUGAAGAACAUUUGCUUCUCCUACACGCUCCACAAAUCGAUCAAGCAACUGAAAUAUUUUCUCUCCAGUCUUUGCAUAAUCAGAAGCAUCAACUGAUUCGAUGAAAACUGAACCUUUAGGAGAAUUCACUAAAAAAUUAAUCAAUGUCCUGUGCCUUUUGUCUGUCCACCCAUCUGCCAUCAAACUACAACCAUACUUGGCCCAUUUUAUUUCACACGACUUAAUGUAAUCAUUUGUCACAUUAUCAACAGCUUUUUUUAGAAAAGGAACCCGCACCUCAUGAUAACUAGGUCCUUUUAGACCUAUACCAUAUUGGCCGACCAAGUCCAACAUCUUUUUGAAGCUUGAAUAGUUAACGACAUUAAAAGGAAUCGCCGCAUCAUACAUCCACUCAGUUAUGGCCAUACAAGUUUUUUCCCUCAAUUCUUUCUUGUAUGCCUAAUUUAUCGUAGUUUGUCUCUCUUUACCCUUUCUACUUUCGAUACUUUUUUGCACAUUAGGAGCAAAAUACGUAUCCAUUGGACCUAUUUGUCUGGGUCUUUUUUGCAUAUUCACUGAUCUAGAACUUGUACUUAUACUUGUAGGCGGCGGCACAACUUUAGCUCCAAUAUCAUCCAUAUCAAUAUCAUCACCAAGAGGGUCUACAUCCUCAAAGUCCAAUGUCGCAAGUUUAGAAAGAUUACUUUUCUCCGUCUUUUUCUCCAUGAAAUUUUUAAUUUCUUCACGUACAUGAGGUGGACAUUUUUUGCAAGUUGUAGUAUUUCGAAUCCCUCCAACAAGAUGAUGUUUUGCACGAUAGAUACUCCCUUUGGUAACUUUUUGACAAAAGUUACAAAUCAAAUCAUUUUUGUUAUUCGGAUUAACUUUUUGAAAAUAAUUCCAUCCAGGAUCUUUUGAUAUAUAUGUUGGAGUAUCACUACUACCUUCCAUGAUAAUUGUAAUUGAACAAGAAAAUAGCUUGAAAAAUCAAAAAUAAAAUAAAAUCAACGCUGUCAAGAAUAGAAAAGCACUGUACUGGUAAAAAGAGAACAAAAAGACAAAUGAAAAAUAGGACAGCAGCCCGAACAAGACCAAAAAUACAGCAAAAACGGACAACACAACAAGAACACUGUACCUGUAAUAGAAAAACUAGAAAAAAAGCAAACAGAAUAAAAAAAAAUGAAAAAACAGAAAAAAAAACAAAUUACAAACUAGAUAGCAUCUGCAGUACGGAUGAACAGGAUCAAAAAUACAGCAAAACGGACAACACAACAACAAGAACAGUGUACCAGCAAUACAAAAAUGAAAAAACAAAAAGAAAAACAGGAUUAAAAAAUGAAAAAACAUUGAAAAAAACAAAUGAAAUACUGGACAGUAGCACGAACCAGCAAAAGUGAUAAAACAGGAUUAAAAAAACAGCAAAACAGACAGCAAGCAAGAUUACAAUCUGCAAAAAUAGCAAAAACGGGAAGAAGAAAACAAAAUCAAGCAGCAGCAAGAACACGAAAGUAACUCAACGAGAAGCAAAAACAGAAAAAGAAGAAGAAAAGAAGAUACCAGAACACAGAAAAGAAAAAAGAAGAAGAAACGAAGAAGAGAAGAAGAGAAAAAUAGAAGAAAAGAAAUAGCAGAAGAAGAAGAAGAAGAAGAUAUCAAGAAGAUAUCAAGAAGAUAACAGAAGAAAAACGAAGAAGAGAGGAAGAAUCGAAGAACAGAAAAACAAAAAAAAGAAGGAAAAAACACAUACUUGGGCGACGGCGCGACUCAGCAACGGCGGCGGAGAACGGUUCAGGAGUGGCUGUUGAGUUGCUGAACCUUUAGGACUGUUGUGAUUACCUGAUCAUAGAACUGAGCCAAUCUAAAGGCCAUGUAUGGAAGGCGUGCAUCCCAGCUUUUGAAAGAGCAAGCAUGCUGUGAAGCUGGACAAUUAGCACCCUUUAAUAGCGAUGCAUUUGAACAAGUCAUCAAGGAAUGUGAUGAGCACAACCUGCAGCUUCAAUCAUUAAUCAGGAAAAUAGAGGAGCAAAACCUAGAUAUACAAAGAGCUAGGAAUGAAGACCACUUUGGUGCAGUAAUUCAUCAUCUUUCUUUGAUCCGGAACAAACGCUGUCUCAUGGCUUACAUAUAUAACCGGGAAGCGAUCAUUCAGAGUUUGAGAUGGAAACUAGGCAGUGUUCUUCCCCAAGAAAUACUAGUAAAGCUGCAUAAUUUGGAAAUUGAGUAUUUCAAAAACCACUCCGAGGCCUUAGAGUCCUACAUGGCUGAAAUGGAUCUAGAUUUGACUGUGGAUAUGGUUCCUCCAAAGGAUCCAUAUAUUCGAGUGAGGGUGCUGGACGAUAUUGGCGAUGUAUGCCUUGGUGAUCACACAGUGGCUCUCACCAAGAACUCUCUCCAUUUUCUUAGGCGUGCUGAUGCUGAACCAUUCAUCUCACAGGGUACGUUGGAAGAAUUUAUUGACUAAUGCCUCGUUGCAAAUUAAAAUUAUCACAGAAAGGUAUUUCUCGACUCUUGCUUUACAUUUGUGCCAGUUUUCCAACCAGAAUGAUAAGAUGAUUACACUGAUAUUAAGCAUUUCUGGAUUGGUAACUAUGCAUUGGAAGGGUGAGCUGUAGUCACAAUUUCAUUGUCUACCUUUUCUGUAAUAUCAUUUGAGAAUGCAUUUAUAAUCAAAGAGCUUUUAGCGUCUCAGAUCA
Molecule: messenger RNA, 4825 nt
Organism: Zingiber officinale
Lineage: Eukaryota; Viridiplantae; Streptophyta; Magnoliopsida; Zingiberales; Zingiberaceae
Product: DNA replication complex GINS protein PSF1-like
Exons: 8
Coding region: 4000-4593 (197 amino acids)
Biological process (GO): DNA replication; DNA strand elongation involved in mitotic DNA replication
Cellular component (GO): GINS complex
Source: RefSeq, a predicted model, not a curated record